This is a messenger RNA of Cinara cedri, 2858 nucleotides long. Lineage: Eukaryota; Metazoa; Arthropoda; Insecta; Hemiptera; Aphididae. The record is from the annotation of a GenBank genome assembly.
AUGGGUAUACGGUACGAUAUGAUAUUGUGUUUGAAAGACAAAGUAAAGAGAAAAACUCCCGGAAAUAUAAAAGACAGUCUACAGGGCGAUGAUGUUUCAUCACGAAUUGGUGAUAAACUAUUAUUUUUGCGUAUACUUAUACCUAUCUAUACGACUAAUUCCAGUGUACAUUUGAUUUUAGUUUUCGGCGUAGAGAAAGCAUGACAAAUGCUUCCUUUUUUUAUUGUACACAACACUCUCCACCCAGAAUUGCCGCGUGGCAUUACUUCAGUCUCCCCCUGAGAAUCAGAUUGCGUUCCGUUAUCAAGCCGUGACUGUAAAUUAUAAUAUUAAAUCGUCCGGUAUACAGAAUUUAUAAUUAAAAAAAAAAAAAAAAAAAAAUGUAGGAAUAUACUAUAUCCGGUAUAGCAAAACCUUUAGCGUGAAAUACGGCUAAAACUUAUCGGUUAUUCACUGUUUUUGGCUACAUCCUUUAAACAUGUUGAAUACAUGAAUAUUGAAUACUUUGUUACUAAUAAAAUGUAUCUUUUAUUCAACGCCCGUGCUUCUGUAGUAUUACCUCCUAAGAAAAAAAUCUCGGCAAAAAAUAAUUAGAAAACAAAAAAAAACCAAGCGAAAAGCAUUUUUGUAUUUUUAAAACAAACGCACAGGUCUUAAUCAAACUACGUGACACUCAGAAUCUAAAAUACCUAAAAUACAGAGACGUUGAUUCGAAUCGAAACACAUUCAAGAUUCUCUUUCUGAUAGCUAUUUUGUUGUGUUUAUUUAUAAAUACAUAGAUCUACAAUAAUAUUAUUAUUUACGAUUUACAUACAAAUAUUAUUUUACGAAAGGAAAAAAAACAAAACGAACGUGCCGCGGUUCGCACUUCAAAUUUGAAUAGUCGUUUAAUUCCGAAAACGGGAAUAAAAACAGGAAACUAAUAAAUUAUGUAUAAUUCGUGUGUAUUCGGUUUCGGGAUCUGAUCGGCGGUCUCGGAAACGGUCGUCGCGCAUUAUUUACGGCCCGCAAACGAGACACUGGCAGCGAACAAGACUUCACUUUUGCGUUCAUUUCUGUUUUCGGAUUCUGUUUUUUGACCAUUUACGUAUUACCGGUCUCCGGUACAUUUGCCACGCCCUUCGCCAAAUCGAUUCUUACAUCGAUUUCGCAUGUAACACGAGGCAACACGAAAACCCGAGCAAAGUUCAAGAAAGUGAAUUUUUAAAUACCUAUAUAUAAAUGUGUAUAGACACAGGACCAUUGAUAUUUUAUCGAUUCGUAUGUGUUUUCGUAAAGAAAUAUUAUGUUAAUUAAUCAACUGUCAACUGCUCUAUUCAAAGAGAACGCAUUAUGGAUUUACAGAACGUAUGUUCAAUUGGUCAAUUUCGCAACACAAUUUAAAGAACACUGUUGGGAUAUUGGGAUACACUGUUGUUACUGAACCGUAGAAAUAUACAAAAUGAAAUCAAUCGGCUAUCCGCAUAGAACCAUUCCGUACUAAGAGCCUGCAUAAGUUUAUCCGAUACUUACAGUUUUAUAGUAUUAUCGUUAAUUCAAAUAAUGAACAUGUCAGUAGUAUGAAAAGGCCGGUUCUAACUCAGGAUCAGGAACAGGAUCAAGGAUCAGGGAGCAAGGAGCUGUACUUUGACACGGCCGCCCGAAUUGUCCAUCUCUUCAUCGACCUAUUUUGACCACGCCCACUUUUUUUUUUUCAUUAUCAGUUACCACUAACAUUAUCACCUAUAUGGAUACGCGAAGCCGCCGCACGCCGCCGCCCCUCCCCAUACCCACCGCUAUACAUGCACAUACAUACUAUCANUAGGUACUCGAAAACAAUAAUUAUCAAAUAUUAUUUUUAUUAUCGUCCGCGUCUUUGAACGUCGAGUCGGUUAUAUAAUAUAAUACAUACCAGAUGUUUUCAUCGGCCGGUCGCCGAGUGUUAUUGUAGCGUAUGCUAGUAUUAAUAUCUGUUUGAUGAUUUACCACCAGAGUCGAAAAUGACGAUUAGUCGUUUUCUACGUAAUCAAAAUAAUAGCUUUACGAGUAAUAAUUAUCUCGAUUUUUAUUAUACUGGACCUGAAUUGUAUCCGUUAUGGAUAAUAUACGCGUAUAUACGAUAAGACCUUUUGAUAUAUGUGCUCAAAGAAGAUAACACCUAACCGCAAUAAAACCAUUACUUGGGUUGACCGUCACCGUGAGCAUUAUGUAUNAUCUAUCCGCCCGCGGGUCCCUCAUCACCCGAACAUCUGUGAAUUAUUCGAUAGUUGACAUUUGCCUACAGAAAUUUAUGUUAAAGGCGUAUAAUCCAAUACUUAAUAGUCGCCUGUAAGAACCUGUACGAUCCUGCAUGAGUUGGUCUCUUAGCCCCCCCCCCCAAUAAAUUCACACAUACAUUAUGGAUAAUGAAUUAUAAUAUUUGUGGUCACANCGGUGAUAAUUUUCUCAAGUCUAUUAUUACUGGAGAUGAAACUUGGGUUACACACUAUACACCUGAAACUAAGAGACAGUCCGAACAGUGACGUCACACCACUUCACCCUCAACCAAAAAGUUCAAAACCACCAUUUCAGCCAAAAAAAUCGUGGCAUUAGUGUUUUGGGACCACAAAGGCAUCAUUUUGAUUGAAUAUUUACCUCACGGGGAGACCAUCAACGCAGCAAGGUAUUGUGAGACCCUAAAAAAAUUGAGGAGAGCUAUUCAAAAUAAAAGGAGGGGUCUGUUAACGAGCGGAAUCUGCCUGCUGCACGACAAAGCCAGACCCCACACUGCCAAUGUCACGAAGCAAUUGUUGGACUCAUUUGGANGACCUGGCGCCUUCAGAUUACCAUUUGUUCACUUCCCUGAAGAAGCACAUGGGUGGAAAAAAAUGUUCAACUGA